Molecule: messenger RNA, 2025 nt
Organism: Prorocentrum cordatum
Lineage: Eukaryota; Dinophyceae; Prorocentrales; Prorocentraceae
Source: the annotation of a GenBank genome assembly
AUGUCCUACCUAAGGCAAGGCAAGCAGGAGUGGAGCGGCGGGUCCAGGCACCCGACCUAUCAUGUGGGGGGUGCCCGCUGGCGCCGAGAGCACGCCCCGACGCCCGCCCGCGGCCGGCUGACGACUUGUUGCCUGGACGUGGACGCUGGCACGCCUGGGACUGGAGCGGGCCGCAGCGCGAAGCGGCCUGCUGCGAGCCCGCCCGCGCCCGAAAAGAAGAGCGUGGCGAGGGGCCCGGCAGAGCUCCGGGUCUCAAAGCACCCCGACUUUGAUAACAUGCAGUACUCUGAACCUCUAGACGUUUACCUCACCGUGCUCCGCCUCCUAGCCGGCGCCCCUCCCGCCCCGCGCGACACGCGCCGCGCCGGGGGGCUGGGCGCAGCCGCCGGGGGCGCGGCGAUGGCUCCGUCGGAGGCGGUCGAGAGGUUCUUGCGCGAGAACGAUGUGGACGAGCGGGCAGCAGCCGCACUACGGGCCGCAGACCCGAAAGUCCAGGCGGAGACGCUGGAGCGCGGAAACUUGACGGACUGCAUGAACCCCUCUGCGGCGCUGAUGGCCCGCAUCCGGGGGGCGCAGGGCGUCAGCUCCGGCGGGGGCGGCGGCUGCGGCCUCUCCGAGGCCGAGCUGCAGGGCAAGCCCGAGGACGUGUGGGCGCGCAUCUGCAUGAGGAACAAUAUCAGUGGUGGCGGCUCCGCCAACUCCGGGCUGGGCGCGGGUAUGGACCCCAUCGCGGCCGCGCAGUACAUGGCGCUCCAGCAGCACAUGGUGCAGCAGCAGAUGGCCAUGCACCAGUACAUGCAGCAGAUGGCCAUACAGCAGCAGCUGGCGAUGCAGCAGCAGCUGAUGGCGCAGAUGGGGCAGGCGCUGCCAGGCACGCAACCGGCGGAGCAGGCGGACUCGGCGUCGCCGGCAGGGGAGGUCGGGCAGCUGUCCGCCGCGGGGCUGCCGCCGGUGCAGGCGGCACUGCCAGGCAUAGAGUCCGUGACCCAGCCGCAGACGAUGCCAGGGGGCCUGGCAGAUCCGACGGGCUCGCUGCCGCCGCUGGGGCAGCAGCCGCUGGGCCAGCUGCCGCCGCUGGGGCAGCAGCCCCUGGGCCAGCUGCCGCCGCUGGGGCAGCAGCCGCUGGGCCAGCCGUCGCCGCUGGGGCAGCAGCCGCUGGGCCAGCUGCCGCCGCUGGGGCAGCAGCCCCUGGGCCAGCUGCCGCCGCUGGGGCAGCAGCCCCUGGGCCAGCUGCCGCCGCUGGGGCAGCAGCCCCUGGGCCAGCAGCCCCUCGGCCCGCUGACGCUGAGCCAGCCGUCGCUGGGGCAGCAGGCCCCCGGGCAGGACGCGGGUCAGAUCAAGUUGCCGCCCCAGUGGCUGAGGGGCCAGGGCGGCGCCACUGGGCAGCCGGACCAGCUGGCCCAGUCGACCGCUGGGGCGCCUGGCGCCGCCCAGCAGACAGAUGGCGUGGACCAGCUGCAGCAGCAGCUCCAGGCGAUUGCCGAGUCGAUGCCUGGCAACGCCUCCACCGCGCCCGCCCUCAACGGCGGCUUCGGCACCAUGCCGGCCCUGGGCUUUGCCAAGAGCUCCUCCGUGAUGGCGAAGCCGCCCACCUCGGGAUUCGUCCCGUACUGAGUGCCCGCGCCUCCCUCGCUUUGCCUCUCCUGCCUCGCCUUCCCUGCUCCAUAUGCCCCUUCCUUCGCCCCUCGCCCUGCCUCGCUCUUGGCGUCCUCUCCUCCGCCCCGCUGCGGGGCGCCGCACCGUCCGGGGCGGCGGCGCGUGCGAUGCCCCACCCUUGGGGCCGUUAAUGGCCCCUCGUCUGCGGGCCCCUCUGCCGCCGGCGCGCCCGUGCUAUAGACAGACACGAGCCGAUGUUUUGCCAACAGCGUCGGCGACGCGCGGCGGCAGGACCCCCUGGCGCGUGGCCCUGGCGGGUGCCCCCCGGGGGUGACUCCUGGCGCACCCCCCGGCAGGUCGGGCUCCUACCCGGGAGGGGUGCCCGCGGCUGUCUCCGCGCCGGACCCGCUCCUUCGGCCUGUGGGGGCC